UUCUCCCACUAAUUUUCCCCGCUCUUUCUUUCCCCCAAAACCAAAAAAAAAAGCCCUAAUUUGGCCGGCAAUGGCGAAACCCUCGGAUUCGUCGGGGUUCUCUUCGGACAGAUCGGUCUCCGACAUCGAAGGAGAAGAGUUGCGGAAGAACGAGGCGGAGGAGGAGGUGCCGGAGGAGGACGAGGAGGAGCUCGAGGCCGUCGCCAGGACGGCGGCUGAGGACGAGGUGUCGCAGUCGACGGAGGAUGAUAUUGCCGCCGGCGAGGAGGAAGAUGAGGAGGAGACCGAGGGUCCUUCAAAUAAUGAAAUUGGAAAACGGGAAAGGUCAAGGCUUAGAGAAAUGGAACGAAUGAAGAAAAAGAAGAUUCAAGAGAUAUUGGAUGCCCAGAAUGCUGCCAUUGAUGCUGACAUGAACAACAAAGGGAAGGGGAGAUUGAAAUACCUACUUCAACAAACUGAGAUAUUUGCCCAUUUUGCAAAAGGCAAUCAAUCUGGUGGAGAAAAGAAGUCGAAAGGGAAGGGCCGCCAUGCAUCCAAACUUACUGAGGAGGAAGAAGAUGAAGAAUAUCUCAAGGAGGAAGAAGAUGGUUUGGCUGGUACGGGAGGGACUCGUCUGCUGCUGCAACCAUCUUGUAUACAGGGGAAGAUGAGAGACUAUCAACUUGCUGGAUUAAAUUGGUUAAUACGAUUAUAUGAAAAUGGCAUCAAUGGCAUUCUUGCUGAUGAGAUGGGUCUUGGUAAAACUUUGCAAACAAUCUCCCUGCUUGGAUAUUUACACGAGUUCAGGGGAAUUACUGGGCCUCACAUGGUUGUUGCACCUAAAUCCACUCUUGGAAACUGGAUGAAUGAGAUUCGCCGCUUCUGUCCAGUUUUACGUGCUAUAAAGUUUUUAGGGAACCCUGAUGAGAGGCAACAUAUACGUGAGAACUUAUUAGUUCCUGGAAAGUUUGAUGUUUGUGUAACUAGUUUUGAAAUGGCCAUCAAAGAGAAAUCUGCACUAAGGCGCUUUAGUUGGCGCUAUAUAAUUAUUGAUGAGGCCCAUCGGAUAAAGAAUGAGAAUUCCCUCCUAUCCAAAACAAUGAGACUCUACAAUACCAAUUAUCGUCUUCUUAUCACGGGCACACCUCUUCAGAACAAUCUUCAUGAAUUGUGGUCUCUUCUCAAUUUCUUACUACCUGAGAUAUUCAGUUCUGCUGAAACAUUUGAUGAAUGGUUUCAAAUUUCUGGAGAGAAUGAUCAGCAGGAGGUUGUUCAACAGCUUCAUAAGGUGCUUCGCCCGUUCCUUCUCCGAAGGCUUAAAUCUGAUGUUGAAAAGGGACUGCCUCCAAAGAAGGAGACUAUACUUAAAGUAGGAAUGUCCCAGAUGCAGAAGCAGUACUACCGUGCUUUGCUUCAGAAAGAUUUGGAAGUUGUAAAUGCUGGUGGGGAGCGUAAGCGCCUUUUGAACAUUGCCAUGCAGCUGCGUAAGUGUUGUAAUCAUCCGUAUUUGUUCCAAGGUGCUGAACCUGGUCCACCAUACACUACAGGAGAUCACCUAAUUACAAAUGCAGGAAAAAUGGUUCUGCUGGAUAAAUUGCUUCCAAAGCUUAAAGAUAGGGAUUCAAGAGUUCUAAUAUUUUCACAGAUGACCAGACUGCUGGAUAUCUUGGAAGACUACCUCAUGUUUCGUGGAUAUAAGUAUUGCCGUAUUGAUGGGAAUACUGGUGGGGAAGAUCGUGAUGCUUCGAUUGAAGCUUUCAAUCAGCCAGGAAGUGAAAAAUUCAUUUUCUUGCUUUCAACAAGAGCAGGGGGGCUGGGGAUUAACCUUGCCACUGCCGAUGUGGUCAUUCUUUAUGACAGUGAUUGGAAUCCGCAAGUUGAUCUGCAAGCCCAAGAUCGUGCACAUAGAAUUGGUCAAAAGAAAGAAGUUCAAGUGUUCCGGUUUUGCACUGAGUACACCAUUGAGGAAAAAGUUAUUGAGAGGGCAUAUAAGAAGCUUGCUCUUGAUGCUUUAGUUAUUCAACAAGGCAGAUUGGCCGAGCAAAAGACUGUUAAUAAAGAUGAAUUGCUGCAAAUGGUGAGGUUUGGUGCUGAAAUGGUUUUCAGUUCCAAGGAUAGCACAAUAACAGAUGAAGAUAUUGACCGUAUCAUAGCUAAAGGAGAAGAGGCAACAGCUGAACUUGAUGCAAAAAUGAAGAAGUUCACAGAAGAUGCCAUCAAAUUUAAAAUGGAUGACAAUGCUGAAUUAUAUGAUUUUGAUGAUGAAAAGGAUGAAAACAAGGUGGACUUUAAGAAAAUUGUUAGUGAGAAUUGGAUUGAGCCACCCAGAAGGGAACGAAAACGCAAUUAUUCGGAAUCUGACUAUUUUAAGCAAGCAUUACGCCAAGGUGGUCCAGCGAAGCCAAGGGAGCCACGUAUUCCUCGCAUGCCUCAUUUGCAUGAUUUCCAGUUUUUUAACACCCAGAGAUUGAAUGAGCUGUAUGAAAAAGAAGUGCGGUAUCUCAUGCAAGUUCAUCAGAAGAAUCAAUCAAAGGAUACAAUUGAAGGCGAUGAAUCUGAAGAGUUGGGAGAUCCCUUGACUGCGGAGGAGCAAGAAGAAAAAGAACAGUUGUUAGAAGAGGGUUUCUCAUCGUGGACAAGAAGAGACUUCAAUACAUUCAUUAGGGCCUGUGAGAAGUAUGGGCGUAAUGACAUAAAAAGUAUAGCUUCUGAGAUGGAAGGGAAAACAGAAGAGGAGGUUGAAAGAUAUGCUAAAGUUUUCAAAGCAAGAUACAAGGAGUUGAAUGAAUAUGACAGAAUAAUGAAGAAUAUUGAAAGAGGAGAGGCAAGGAUAUCACGUAAAGAUGAGAUAAUGAAAGCAAUUGGGAAGAAGUUGGAUCGCUACAAGAAUCCAUGGUUAGAGUUAAAGAUUCAAUAUGGGCAGAACAAAGGGAAGUUGUACAAUGAAGAAUGUGAUCGGUUCAUGUUAUGCAUGGUUCACAAAUUGGGUUAUGGAAACUGGGAUGAGUUGAAAGCAGCUUUCCGGAUGUCACCUUUGUUUCGCUUUGACUGGUUUGUGAAGUCACGCACGACCCAAGAAUUAGCUAGGCGCUGCGACACACUUAUUCGGUUGGUAGAAAAAGAAAAUCAAGAAUAUGAUGAGCGAGAGAGACAAGCUCGGAAGGAUAAAAAGCAUGCCAAGAAUUCAACCCCUUCAAAACGCUCAAUACCAAGGUCCCCAGCUACGGAGGCCUCAUUCAAGAGGAGAAAGCAAUCAUCUAUGGAUGAUUAUCUAAGCUCGGGAGGCAGGAGGAAAAGAUGAUCCCCAGGAGUCGCGACCAACAUCUUUGGCCCUAGAAGGGUUUUGGAAAAGUUCUACGGAUUUUUCAUGCUGAGAACGCACUCUGUGCACUUGAAUGUUAAUGAUUUCGCCCAUCUUUUUUGGUAAAAGGGCCUUAUUUACAUAUUUUAAUUCUCCAUUUUGAUCCCUCUUUAGGUGCAGUUCGUUAGCCUGCGCCAUACAGUCCGCAGGGGGGGGGGGGG
This is a messenger RNA of Asparagus officinalis (garden asparagus), 3501 nucleotides long. RefSeq names its product probable chromatin-remodeling complex ATPase chain. The record is from RefSeq and is a predicted model, not a curated record. Gene Ontology annotation, molecular function: ATP hydrolysis activity; nucleosome binding; DNA binding. Gene Ontology annotation, biological process: regulation of transcription by RNA polymerase II; nucleosome organization. The transcript has 25 exons. Gene Ontology annotation, cellular component: chromatin; nucleus. Bases 71 to 3280 code for a protein of 1069 amino acids. Lineage: Eukaryota; Viridiplantae; Streptophyta; Magnoliopsida; Asparagales; Asparagaceae.